This is a messenger RNA of Gekko japonicus, 1245 nucleotides long. Its product is annotated as hemojuvelin-like. Gene Ontology annotation, biological process: BMP signaling pathway. Gene Ontology annotation, molecular function: coreceptor activity. Gene Ontology annotation, cellular component: plasma membrane. NCBI's taxonomy places the organism in Eukaryota, Metazoa, Chordata, Lepidosauria, Squamata, Gekkonidae. The transcript is spliced from 3 exons. Bases 1 to 1245 code for a protein of 414 amino acids. The record is from RefSeq and is a predicted model, not a curated record.
AUGGGGACACCAGCCCGGUUCGCGAGGCCGUGCCGCUCGAUCAGCGCCGUUCUCCUCCUGGAAAUGCUCUUUCUCCUCCUGUUCUGCCGACACGUUUCUACCCACUGCAAGAUCUCGCGCUGCAACUCCGAGUACCUGGCCGCCACGCAGGACGUGCGCGGCCCCAGCACGACCGCCGCCUACUGCACGGCCUUGCGAUCCUACUCCCGAUGCACCCGGCGGACGGCCCGCACCUGCCGCGGCAACCUCGCCUACCACUCUGCCGUCUACGGGAUCGAGGACCUCAUGAUCCAGAACAACUGUUCCCGGGAGGGUCCGACUUCGCCUCCCUGGCCCCCUGCCCCGGAACCCAACAGGCAGAGCUUCGAAUCGCUGGAUAUCUGUGACUAUGAGAAGAGUUAUGCUCACAAGCACAGCCGGCCCCCUGCGUACCAGCACUGUGCCACCUUUGGGGACCCCCACGUGCGGACUUUCAGCGAUGAGUUCCACACCUGCCGAGUGCAGGGUUCCUGGCCGCUCCUAGACAACCACUAUCUGUUUGUGCAGGCCACGAGUCAUCCCAUAGCGGAAGGGUCUAAUGCCACAGCUGUUGGCAAGCUGACCAUCAUCUUCAAGGACGUGAAGGAGUGCAUCGAUCAGAAGGUGUACCAGGCGGAGAUCGGCGACCUGCCGGCGGCUUUUGCGGACGGCUCGACGAAUGGCGGCGAGAGGCCCGGAGGAAACAGCCUGGCCAUCCGCGAGCGCUCCCCUGGGCGCCACGUGGAGAUCCGAGCGACGUACAUCGGCACCACCAUCGCGGUGCGCCAGGCGGGGGAGCAGCUCUCCUUCUCCAUCCGGGCGGCCGAGGAGGUGGCCUCCUCCUUCACCGAGGAGCAGGACCUGCAGCUGUGCGUGGGGGGUUGCCCGCCCAGCCAGCGCCUCUCUCGCAGUGCCUGUUGCCACGGCCGCCCAGACCCGGCCGUCGAGAAGGCCCGCCGCCUGUGCCGAGGGAAGCUGCCCACGGAAGACGUCUACUUCCAGGCGUGCGUCUUCGACGUGGUGACUUCGGGGGACGCCAACUUUUCUCUGGCCGCUCGCGACGCCUUCGAAGACGCCAGGACAUUCCAGACGGACUUCAGGAAGCUCCACAUCUUCCGGACGGAUGCCGCCGCUUCUCCCGGAGGCUCCCCUCUCCUCCUUCUUCUCCCGGUGGCCAUUUCUGGACUUCGAUCGAACCUUUACACAUCUCUCUUCACUGGCUAUUAG